AGAGAUGUCAUUACACUAAGAACAGAGUGUGUGCUGUGCAGAGCGCUGGAGUGUCUCUGAGCUGAAAAGAGGAUAGUUUUUGGUUGGAUUCCAGCAGUGAUCAGUAUGGGAGCACGAAUCAGACGUUACUCUGACGUCAUGGCAUUGCCGGACUCCUUUAUCCAGAAGCAGCAGCUGGACGCCUCUAUGGCCGACACUUUCCUGGAACACCUGUGUCUGCUGGACAUCGACCAGGAGCCUAUUACAGCACGCAACACCAGCAUCAUCUGCACCAUCGGUCCUGCAUCCCGCUCUGUUCCAAAGCUGCAGGAAAUGGUGAAAGCUGGAAUGAACAUUGCUCGUCUCAAUUUUUCCCAUGGCAGUCACCAGUACCAUGGUGAGACCAUCCGUAACAUUCGGGAAGCUGUGGAGACGUUGACCUCUGACCCACUCUGCUAUCGACCUGUUGCCAUCGCCUUGGAUACUAAAGGGCCAGAAAUCCGCACUGGGCUUGUGCAAGGGAAUGCAGAUGCUGAGGUGAAUCUGGAGCGUGGGGCGCAGGUGAAGGUGGUAACAGCGGAAGCAGAGCGAGAUUCGACGGACGGUACUCGGGUGUGGAUGGAUUACCCCAGUCUGCCAAGCGUGGUGCAGCCAGGCGCCAGGAUCUACAUUGAUGACGGACUUAUCGCUCUUAAAGUGGAAGAGAUAGGUGACGGGUGGGUGAACACGCGUGUGGAGAAUGGGGGAACCCUGUGUAGCCGUAAAGGUGUGAACCUGCCGGGGGCCGAGUUAGUGAACCUGCCUGCAGUGAGUGAGCGGGACCGUGCUGACCUGCAGUUCGGAGUGGAGCAGGGAGUGGACAUGGUCUUCGCCUCCUUCAUUCGCUGUGCUGAGGACGUCCAGGCUGUGCGCCAUGCACUAGGACCGAAAGGCAAAGACAUCAAAAUCAUCAGCAAGGUGGAGAGCAGACAAGGAGUGCAGAAUUUUGAUGAGAUCCUGAAGGAGAGUGAUGGAGUGAUGGUUGCCCGUGGUGAUCUGGGAAUUGAGAUUCCGGCGGAGAAAGUUUUCAUUGCACAGAAGAUGAUGAUUGGACGAUGCAACUCGGCAGGAAAACCAGUCAUCUGCGCUACACAGAUGUUGGAGAGUAUGGUGUCUCAUGCUCGGCCGACCCGCGCUGAGAGCAGUGAUGUGGCGAAUGCUGUGCUGGACGGAGCUGACUGUGUUAUGCUGUCAGGAGAAACAGCUAAAGGUCGCUACCCUGUAGAGGCCGUGGCCAUGAUGCACUCAAUUUCUAGGGAAGCAGAAGCAGCUAUCUUCCAUCAGCAGCUGUUUGAGGAGUUGAGGCGUUUGACCCCUCUGAGUCGGGACCCCACAGAGGUCACAGCGAUCGGAGCUGUAGAGUCGUCCUUUAAAUGCUGUGCUGGAGCCAUCAUCGUCCUCACCACCACCGGCAGGUCUGCUCAGCUGCUAUCUCGUUACCGUCCACGCUGUCCCAUCAUCGCUGUGACCAGAAAUGCUCAGGUGGCCCGUCAGUCUCAGCUGCUGCGAGGGGUUUUCCCCGCCCUCUUCCACACCCCACUCAAAGAGGUCUGGGCAGAUGAUGUGGACGACCGCGUCACCUUCGGCAUGGAUAUAGGUAAAGCUCGAGGAUUCUUUAAGUCUGGUGAUAUGGUAAUCGUGGUGACUGGCUGGAGUCCUGGAUCUGGACACACUAACAUCAUGAGAGCAGUGGCAGCACCCUGAACCCUCACCUGAACCCUCACCUGUGAUUGGAUACAGCUUUUGAAUUCUCUGUUCAACCACCACUGAAAUACAUUACAUGUUUUUUACACAAUAAAAGUCAUUUUGCUGAAGAA
Messenger RNA from Astyanax mexicanus (Mexican tetra), 1835 nucleotides. It is a transcript of the gene pklr, whose product is annotated as pyruvate kinase L/R. NCBI's taxonomy places the organism in Eukaryota, Metazoa, Chordata, Actinopteri, Characiformes, Acestrorhamphidae. The transcript is spliced from 11 exons. Bases 106 to 1722 code for a protein of 538 amino acids. The record is from RefSeq and is a predicted model, not a curated record. Gene Ontology annotation, cellular component: cytoplasm. Gene Ontology annotation, molecular function: magnesium ion binding; potassium ion binding; pyruvate kinase activity. Gene Ontology annotation, biological process: glycolytic process.